AUGGUCAAUCGCGUCCCGUUUCUAUUGAGCGCAGUCGAUGCUGGUCCGGCAAGCUUGAUUGAGGCUGCAAGCGACACAGACUUGAACGAUUUCUUCGCUCAGAUGUUUCGGGAGUUUUGCUUGACGCUUGGUGAGACAGAGCUCGCUAACCUUUCGGUUCCCCUUGCAUUGGCGACGCAGUCGCAGCCUGCGGAUCAACAUUGCUUGGCUCACUACCCGAAGGACCCCACCUGCGAAGUGUGCUUGCAAGCAAAAAUGUGUCGAGCUCCAGCGGCUCGCAAAAAGCAAGCUGUCGAAGAUGACAAGCAGACAGCUCGAGUUCACGGGGAACGCAUUCACUGUGAUCUUGUCGGCCCUACACGCCCCAGCAUCAAUGACGAGGUGUAUGCCAUGAUUACGCAUGAUGAUGCAACGGGGUACCCGGCAGCACGUGCUUUGCGCACCAAGCAGGCUUCCGAAGCCGCUGCCGCUUUCGACGACAUGUAUGGGAACCAGUCAGUGUCUUCAGUCCGGACGGACAAUGGUGGCGAGUUCCAGGGCGAGUUCGCCGCCAAACUCAAGGAACGGAAAAUCAGACACGAACGUUCCUUGCCACGUCGACCUCAGACAAAUUCCCGUGCUGAGCGAUUCCACCGCACAGUUGCGGAAGGCAUGGCUUGCCUUUUUGUUGCAUCUGGAGUCCCGUAUGCUUUCUGGACGUUCUGUCUCAUGGCCUUCCUCUUUGUGUAUGCUCGCAGCCCGGGCGCAGGUGGUGCUGACUCACCCUACCAGAUGCGCUUCAAUCGUUCUUAUGAUUUGAGCAAGUUGCGUCCAUUCGGCUCUGCGUGCUACUACCUGUCAGAGGAACAUGAGAAGUUUGCAUCUCGUGGACGGCUUGGUGUGGUGUUGGGGUAUAGCCGCUUGCAGUCAUACUACGUCCUGGAUUUCGAACAUUACGUCGAGACGAAGGGCGAGGCCCGGAUUGUGCACACACGUGAUGUGCGCUUCCCCCCUCAGGUGCGCUGGCCUUUUCACGAGCUGGGCAUGGACAACCCUGAUGCGGCAUACUGGGCCCAACGUUUGUUCGAACCGGAGGUGUUGCAACCAACGCCCGUUGCUGGAGAUGAUGGCCGAUGUGUACUUUGCGGCUUGUGGGCCACUGAUGCCGACAUCCACUGCCGUGGAUGUUUGCUUGGCGGUGGUCGUCGUCGGCAUGUGGAUGGUCCCGGCUGCCUUCGCGCUCGAUGUGGUGGUCAUGCGUUCCUUGACGUUCAGCCCCCUCCGGACUCGCCGGAGACGAGCAUGGACUAUUCUCCAAGCACUCCACGCAGCCGUGAUGGGGGCGUCAUCGACUCCUCCAUGGAUUCGUCAAGCUCCAGGUUUUCGACGUCGCAUGACGCACACGAUGAUGAUGACAUGGGCCCACCGCCUGACGAUGAAGGCGAUGGACGUUGCCAUACGGAUGCCUCGCCACGCAGGCCGCGCUGGCGAGUGGGCUUGUUCGCUGAUGCACAAAUGCCUCCCGAACACAAUUAUGGCCCCCAUUUCGAUGACAGCAUGGAUAGUGGCCUAGUGCCGCCUCGCCCCGACUUAGCGCCAUCAACUCCGCUGUCAAACCGCGUUGCCGCCGAUCUUACAUCUUCAUCCGGGCGAUCUCGGUCCCACCGCGGGUCGCAUCCAUCGGAUGCGGAUUCGGAGCGCGCUUCUCAAAGCCCAGAUGUUGCGCAGAAUCCCGUCUCAAGUUCAUCUCCAUCCCAGGUUGGAUCACACCCAUCAGAUGCGGAUUCGGAGCGAUCCAGGCCGGCCUCCAGCAGUCACAAUCGGACCAGCACGGAGCUGCGGCCAGACGCCAUACACAGUUCGGACGCUGAUUCGGAGAGAUCGCAGCAACCAACCAAUGAUCGCGACAAUGCAGCUAUCUCCUCCACGGUGACGUUUGAAAGCGAUCGAUCUGGGCUCAGCACAGUUGUCCGUGGUGGGACGGUUCUCACAACGCCUGCAGCACUUAGGCUUGAACAGGAGCUGGACAAGCUGACAACUGAGCUGGGGAAGAUGUUCGCUUGCGUCACCAAGAUCGUCAAACGAAGAGAUCCGGAGUGGGACACAAACGCUGCGCGUGAAGCUAUCCGCAAAGAGGCGGCAAACCACGCGUCGAAGCGGACUUGGGAGUCUGAGGCAUGUGAAUGGGAAACCGCUGUGGCCAAGUACGGCCCUGAUGUGGAGUACGUGCAGGCAAACCUCAUCUUGGGGAUCAAGCAUUACGAACUCGAUCAAUCCCAGCACCGAUUCAAAGCUCGCAUAGUCGCACUCGGGGACAACGUUCGCGACAUUUACGGCCGGCUUGUGGAGGAAGACCAAUUGCACGGUCGACCCAUCACGCUUGAAGGAUCACGGGCGCUAGAUUGCUAUGCCGGUUUGCAGCCUGACGGCGAUUGUCAAACUGCUGAUGCUGAUGGUGCCUAUUUGCAAGCUCGACUCAAAGGUCGUCCGAAGGUGAUUUGUUUACCAAGAGAGUUUCGCACACAAUCCGAACUGGAGAUGCGCUGUCCUGUGCACUUGUUGUACAUGGCCAUCUAUGGGCUGACACGUUCAAACAGCGAUUGGGAAGAUCAUGCUGACGACCGGUUGUUGCUUAAGCAUUGGCUGCAAGCUCGUGACAUUGAGCGCCCGAUUUUCAAGAAGGAAUAUAACGGGCACAUUGUGGGCAUGGGCCGUUUCGUCGAUGAUUUCAAGCUGGCGGGACACAAACCCGUGUUACCACAUGCAUGGGCUGAGAUUUUCGAAUGCUUCGAUUUCGCGGACCCGCCUCAACCUGUCAGCCGAUUUGUAGGCUCCGAGGAGAUCUUAUCGCGCGACCAAGCGGAUGUUGCCACAUUUCUAGUGAAGCAGGAUGCGUACAUCGACACCCUCACGAGAAAGUACAUGGAUGAGAUUGGUGCAUACAGACUUCCACGAUACGACACUCCGGCUGUGAAGCUCGCGACCAAUGAUGUUUCAAACAUGAGUGAGACAGGUCAGUUUGCAUCAAAUUGCGGUUCCUACGUAGGGGCUGGAUUGUGGGUAGCGAGGAACAGUCGUCCUGAGAUCUCAUUUGCUGUCGGGUGGUUGGGUCGGUACACCACAAAAUGGACAAGAAGACAGGAUGCUGCCUUGCAUCGUUUGAUGGGGUAUUUGGCGGCGACUAGGUCCUCCGCACUUAGAUUGGUUCUCAAUCCUGCCGAUGUGCACCAACGCACUCUGAAGCUAGUAUUGUGGGUCGAUUCUGAUUGGGCGACGGAUCCCGAUACCAGGCGAUCGACAUCAGGAGCCGUUUUGCAACUUGUUGGGUCGCACGGCACUCGCGCGACAUUUGCUUGGCGAUCGCAUCGUCAAGGAGCUACCGCAUUGUCGGCACCAGAUGCUGAAGUGACGGCCAUGGCUGAAGGUCUCAAGCGCCAUGGGAUUUAUGCACAAGAUCUUUUCGAGUUUUUGCUGGGAUACCGAGUUCCAUUAGACAUCAUGACCGAUUCAGCAACAGGAAUUGCAGCAAUCGAUGACGCAUACGGCGUCCUCAAGUACAUGAAGCGAACGCAAGGUGUGCCUUUGUCAUGGUUGCAUGAUGUGAGCAUGGAUCCCGACAACAACAUCAACAAAACCAGCACCGACGAUAACCUUGCUGAUGUCAUGACGAAAGCACUGGAGAAGAACAAGUUCCAGCAUUUUUCACGGCUCUUGGGAGUUCACCCGCAUGGUUGA
Symbiodinium sp. CCMP2592 is the source of this 3714-nucleotide messenger RNA. Lineage: Eukaryota; Dinophyceae; Suessiales; Symbiodiniaceae. The record is from the annotation of a GenBank genome assembly.